AUGACUGUCACCUACACAGCCAGAGUUGCAAAUGCCCGUUUCUGUGGCUUCUCCAAACUGCUUCUGGCCUGGAAAGGCAGCAUCUACAAGGUGUUGUAUAAAGAGUUCCUGGCUUUCUUUGCCAUGUACACCGCCAUCAGCAUCACUUACAGAUUUUUCCUGUAUGAUGAUCAGAAGAGGUAUUUUGAGAAGCUGGCAAUUUACUGCAACCACUACGCUAGUCUCAUCCCCAUGUCCUUUGUUCUGGGUUUCUAUGUGACCCUGGUGGUGAACCGCUGGUGGAGCCAGUACACCAGCAUCCCGCUCCCUGACAGGCUCAUGUGCGUCCUGUCGGGGGGCCUCCAGGGGAGCGAUGAGAGAGGGCGCCUGCUGAGACGAACCAUGAUGCGUUAUGCCAGUCUGUCUGCCCUGCUCAUCCUCCGCUCUGUCAGCACGGCGGUGUUCAAACGUUUCCCCACCAUGGACCACGUGGUGGAGGCUGGAUUCAUGUCAAGAGAGGAACGAAAGAAGUUCGAGGGUCUCCACUCUCCCUAUAACAAAUACUGGAUCCCCUGCGUUUGGUUCACCAACCUGGCAGCUGUGGCCCGCUGCGAGGGCAGGAUCAAAGACGAUCACACACUCAAACUACUGCUGGAGGAGCUGAACGCGUUCAGAGGGAAGUGCAGCAUGCUGUUUCAUUAUGACAUGAUCAGCGUUCCUCUCGUCUACACUCAGGUGGUGACUCUGGCAGUGUACAGUUUCUUCCUGGUGUGUUUGAUCGGUCGCCAGUUCCUGGACCCCAAUCAAGGCUAUCCAGGUCAUGACCUCGACCUCUACGUUCCCAUCUUCACCCUGCUGCAGUUCUUCUUUUACGCCGGGUGGCUCAAGGUUGCGGAGCAGCUGAUAAACCCUUUUGGAGAAGAUGAUGACGACUUUGAGACCAACUGGCUGAUAGACAGAAAUUUCCAGGUGUCCAUGAUGGCGGUGGAUGAGAUGUACGGUGAUCUGCCGAUGAUGGAGAGAGAUCGUUACUGGAACGACUCCAACCCAAGACCCCCCUACACUGCUGCCACUCUCUUUGUCCUCCGCAAACCCUCCUUUCAGGGGUCCACUUUUGACAUGGCGAUCCCUAAAGAGGAGAUGCACUUUCAGCCUCUGGAGGACAUUGCUGAGAACCUGGAGGAGUCGGUUAGUCGUCACCCCAACAUGGCCCUCUUCAACCGCCUAUUAAACGCCGCCCCCUCCCCCACUGGCUUCAUGGGAGGGGCUCUUCGCCGCACCUCAGCACAGCUCCAGAGGCUGCGCCACUCCCCCAGCAUUGACCAGUGCACGAGCGAUGAUGACGAUGAUGAAAGUGGUAAAAUAGGUAAAGGCGGGUCUCUGCCAUCAGGGCUGGGGCAGGAAACUCAGAGCACAGUGUGCAGCUUCAGGGAGGAGAAGAGCAUCAGAACGCCUCUGCUGGAGGUCCAGUUUGGGGCAGAGCAGGACAGGCGAGGAGGGCACCCUGUCGUCAAUGAGAAGAAGGAGGUGAGUGGAUUGGAGGGGAAGAGUGACAAAGAGGGGCAGAUGAGGGAGGAAAGAGUUAAAGCAGACAGUCCCGAGGAGGAGAACCAAGCUCCCGCGUCCCUGCUGCCUCCUCCUCCCCAGUUCUCAAGAGAGACGUCCACUCAAUCGGCCUCCGCCAUUCCUUUCGCCUCCCGUCACCCCUCUGCCUUCCUGUUUAACCCGGCUGCCCACUCCAGUCUGGAGCACUGCAGCUCCCAGCCGGUAAUCAACCACAACAGAGCUGCGCCCUCCAUCCCCAAACCUCCCUUUGGUGGACACAAAAUGUCCUUCCUCACUGUGCCCUCCUACGAUGAACCGCAGCGUUUUCGCAGUGUGAGCAUGGGAUCAGAGCUCACCGGGUCUUAG
Molecule: messenger RNA, 1890 nt
Organism: Plectropomus leopardus (leopard coralgrouper)
Lineage: Eukaryota; Metazoa; Chordata; Actinopteri; Perciformes; Serranidae
Gene: best2
Product: bestrophin 2
Molecular function (GO): chloride channel activity
Source: RefSeq, a predicted model, not a curated record